Messenger RNA from Leguminivora glycinivorella, 3948 nucleotides. RefSeq lists its product as uncharacterized. Bases 19 to 1407 code for a protein of 462 amino acids. The record is from RefSeq and is a predicted model, not a curated record. The transcript has 2 exons. NCBI's taxonomy places the organism in Eukaryota, Metazoa, Arthropoda, Insecta, Lepidoptera, Tortricidae.
UGUACUAAAUUCAAAACAAUGCCAAUUGAGUCGCGAAUUACCAAAGUAAAACAAUUGAACCUUUGCACAAAUUGUUUGCGAUCAGGACAUGACGAGCAACGUUGCAGGCUGAGCUCAUGCCGGCUUUGCACACAAAGACACAACACCAUGUUACACAUGAAACAUGACAUACAUGCAAACAAUAAGCCUUCCACAUCCACACCUUCAAAUGACUGUGUGGCACAAUCAACACAAAAGGAGUGUACACAAGCACCACAGGCUACUAAUAGCAUUGCUUUAUGCUCCACUCUGGGUAGUUCGAGUAUACCCCUAGCUACAGCUGUCAUAAACGUCAGCGACUGCGAUGGCAACAUGCACAAAGUCAGAGCUCUCUUGGACAACGCAAGCAUAUCGAGUUUCAUAACGAAAGAUCUUCAGUCAAAGCUAAAAUUGCCUACCUAUUCUACUAAUAUGUCAGUCUCAGUUCUAGAAAAGAAAAGGUCACGCAUCACCGAACAUUGUGAUGUAGCCAUUAAAUCACGCACACAAGAUUACACAACAGACGUUACUUGUUUCGUUGUCCAAGAUAUCACUGACAUGAUUCCAUUCACUAAAAUAAACUGUGACUCAUUCACUAUUCCCCCUCACAUCCACCUAGCGGAUCCGAAUUUCCACGAGCCAUCCGAGGUGCAGAUGCUGCUGGGUGCACAACUCUUUUGGGAGUUGAUGACAUUCAAUCACAUAGCCCUGGGCAAGAAUAAACCCAUCUUAGUUGAAACAACACUCGGAUGGCUUGUCGUAGGUUCUAUACACACACAAAACUCUAAACAAAAGCAACCUUAUACAGUCCACUGCAAUCUAAUAAACAACAUUGAGCUUGACGCAAAACUAGACAAGUUCUUUGAACUAGAAUCGGUUCCAUCCACUCAACAAAUCCACAAUAAAGGUGAGAGUGAAUGUGAACGCAUAUUCACACAAACAACAACACGCCACCCAGAUGGUAAGUUUGUUGUCACAAUACCCCUAAAGGAAUCCCCUGAAUGUUUGGGCGAUUCAAAAACACAAGCAUUACUCAGAUUUCAAGCACUAGAGCGUAAAUUCAAGCGCAACCCAGAAUACAAACAAAAAUACAUUGAAUUCAUCGAAGAAUACCUAAGGUUAGGUCACAUGUCAGAAAACACUAACAUACAUACAAACGAAAUUUCAUAUUUUCUGCCUCACUUUGCAAUUUUGCGUGAGUCUAGUCUCACUUCACGCUUGCGCACUGUUUUUGACGGCUCUGCAGUUUCUAGCUCAGGAAAAUCGUUUAAUGACAUACAACUCGUUGGGCCGACUGUACAGGAUGACUUGCUGAGCAUAUUAAUUCGAUUCCGACAGCACAAGUUUGUAGUAACUUCAGAUGUCCAGAAAAUGUACAGACAAAUCUGAUGAACUGCUGUUCUCUGUAACUGACACUUUAAAACAAAAACCCAUAAACAAACGUAGUAUUUUAUCCACCAUUGCCACUAUUUUUGAUCCAUUAGGACUUAUAAACCCUUGUUUAUUGCCAGCCAAGAUAAUUCUACAGUCGUUGUGGGCUAAAAACAUUUCUUGGGAAAGCCAAUUACCCGACGAAAUAGAGAGCCAGUGGAACAAUUUUGCUAAACAAAUACCUGAAAUAGUCCAAAUUCGCAUCCCGCGGAGAAUAUUAUGUGAUUUUUACGUCAAGGUCGAAAUGCACGCUUUUAGCGAUGCUAGUAACAAAGCUUAUGCAUCAUGCAUAUAUAUACGCUCAAUUUCCAAUGCAGGAAAAGUAAAUGUUCACCUAAUACUAGCCAAAAGCAAAAUUGCUCCACUGAAACAGAAAUUAAGUACCCCACGAUUGGAAUUAUUAGGAGGCCUUUUGUCAACCCAACUAGCAAAAAAAGUGAAAAAUUCACUGCGCCUAACAAUUGACUCACAUCAUUUUUGGUCUGAUUCAACUAUAGUUUUGUGCUGGAUAAAAACAUGUAAACAUCAAUUAAAACAAUUCGUCCACAAUAGGGUCACAGAAAUAACUAACAACUCUAACCCCACUGAUUGGCACUAUGUACCCACAAACAUGAAUCCUGCCGACAUAGGCAGCCGGGGUCAGAGUGCAUCUAGCCUCAAGGAUUCAUCCUUGUGGUGGGAAGGACCGACCUUCCUCCACGAAACCGAAAUACAAUGGCCUACUCAGCCUCAAAACUUACCUUUGCACGAUUUGCCUGAAGUCAAAACACAUUGUCUUGUUUCAAUUAAAGAACAACGUGAGGAUAAUUUCACUUCUAAAUAUUCAAACUUUUGUAAACUGCAAAGAAUUAUAGCAUACAUGAAUAGAUUCGUUCAUAACUGUAGAAAUGAAACAAGUAAAAGCACUGGCCCAUUAAAAGUGUCUGAACUAAAUUUAGCUUUACAAAUGUUAUGUCACCAAGUGCAGGCUGACAAAUUCGCUGAGCAACUCUCGCGUUUGCAAAAGAAAUGCCCGCUCUCUCCUAAAGACACACUUUUGAAAUAUAACCCAUUCGUAGAUGAUUUUGGGAUUAUGCGAGUAGGCGGUAGACUUGUAAAUUCAUAUUACGAUUAUAACACAAAACACCCUAUUCUAUUACAUGCAUCACAUCACAUCACUAAAAUAUUGGUACACUACUACCAUCGAAUGUUGUUGCACACUGGACCGCAGCUGAUGCUAACAACAUUACGCCACAGGUAUUGGAUAAUUAACGGCCGUAACCUUUGCAGAAAAACCUCACAAAGCUGCAUUACAUGUUUAAGAUAUGCAGGGAAAACUCAUCAACCUAUUAUGGGAAACUUGCCACUGCAAAGGGUACAGUCUGAAUAUGUAUUUGCUAACACAUCUUGCGACUACGCUGGGCCGAUCCUGAUAGCGAGCAAAAAGGGUCGUGGUUGUCAAUUAAAAAAAUCAUACAUAGUGGUUUUUGUCUGCUUAGCAGUGAGGGCGGUACACUUGGAGCUCGUCACUGAUUUGACCGCAAUGGGCUUUAUUGCCGCUCUAAACAGAUUCAUAGCCCGCAGAGGCAAACCAGCCACCAUUUUGUCAGAUAAUGGUACUUGCUUCGUAGGGGCUUGCAACGAAUUAGCAAAGUUCCUCAAAAAUAAUUCUGAUGAAAUAACAUCAUAUUCAGCUGCUAAGGAAAUAGAAUUUAAAUUUUGUCCUGCUUAUAGCCCGCAUUUUAAUGGUUUGGCAGAGGGAGCCGUAAAGCAGGUAAAAUAUCAUUUAAAACGAGUUACCUCAAUGGCCCACUUAGAUUAUGAAGAAAUGGUAACAUUUUUGGUUCAAUGUGAAGCUUUGCUUAAUUCUAGACCUUUGACCCCAAUUUCAUCUGAUCCGUCAGAUCUCACUCCUCUCACCCCUGCGCAUUUUUUGAUAGGUCGAACUCUCACAAUGACACCUGCUCCCUUGGUGGAAGAUUCGCCGAUCCACACCCUUGCAAGAUACAAAAGAAUAGAAGCGCUCAAAGCGCAUUUUUGGAAUCGCUAUUAUAAAGAAUAUAUUUCAGAACUGCAGAUCCGAAACAAAUGGCGCAGGGACGGAGGCCAGCUGAAGCUCGGUGAGAUGGUCCUCAUCAAGGACGACCGCUUGCCGCCCAGCAGGUGGCUACUCGGACGAGUCGCCGCUGUCUACCCGGGCGACGACGGAGUCAGCCGCGUCGCUGACGUUACCACCACCACAGGGACGCUGAGACGAGCCUACAACCGGCUCUGCCCGCUCCCAUUCACUUUGGACCAGGACGGUCCAAGGGGGCCAGCUUGUUAACGCCCUACCACGACUCGCGGACCGGUUCCCCCGCCUCCAGCUCUCCCCGCGCGCCGCCCCCGCCGGCUGUCUCCACGCCGCGCACUGCGCCACGAUUCCUCCAACGGCACUCGGCAUAGGCGCGCGCGCACCGAUCUAUAUAAUUCUCAUUGUAAUUUAAUCGCUAAAGUUUGAUUAAAAUUGUUAAAAGUUAA